AACCUCGAUUGGACGACGAAACUGUUUUACUGACGGAGCGAGAUCGGCGUGCUCGAGAUUUGUACAAGCGAGUGGGCCGUCUGUGUCGCCCAGGGCGAACGCAAAAGGUAGAGAACUCGUGACCGCACGACGGAUGGACACAGAACGCGGAAGAGAAGAGGGGUGUGUGUGUGCAGUACGAUUGUGUACAGACGACAGCCAGCCGCCUGAUCGAUCCUCUGCUACGAGGAGGAGAAGGAGGAAGUUAAAGGGCCCUUAUACAUCUUUCUCUCGGCGUUCUGCGCUUGCUUGCCCGACAGACACGCGCAGUGGAUCCUCCUCUACGAGAAGAGAGGACGGAAGAGAGUGUGUGUGUGUGUGUGUGCUAGUGUUGUGGGGACAAAAGGUUUGUCAAGUGCUGGGCACAUUAGGAGACACUUCGUCGAGCGUCCGCUGCAGUUCCACCAGGUGCUGCAGCUGUUUUUCACACCCCCGUUGAACGAGGAAGGAUAAGCCCUGCAUGUCGGCGGCUUUGGAGUCGGUGCUCGAGGCCACGAUGGGUUCGUUAUUCAGGAGCGAGGAGAUGACCCUUUGCCAGCUCUUCCUUCAGAGCGAGGCGGCCUACGCCUGCGUCUCUGAGCUGGGAGAGCUCGGGCUGGUCCAGUUCAGGGAUUUAAAUCCGGACGUAAAUGCCUUCCAACGCAAAUUCGUCAACGAGGUACGUAGGUGCGAUGAGAUGGAAAGAAAGCUGCGUUACCUGGAGAAGGAGAUCAAAAAGGAUGGCAUACCAAUGCUGGACACUGGUGAGAAUCCCGAGGCUCCUCAGCCCAGGGAGAUGAUAGAUCUGGAGGCCACCUUCGAAAAGUUGGAGAACGAGCUGCGCGAAGUCAACCAGAACGCGGAGGCAUUGAAGAGAAAUUUCCUCGAGCUCACCGAGCUCAAACACAUUCUUCGAAAGACUCAGGUUUUCUUCGACGAGCAAGAGCACGCGGGCUUGAACUCCACCGAGUCCAUGACACGCGCAUUGAUUAGUGACGAUAAUAUCGCUCGCCAGACUGCCCUUGGUCCUGUCCAAUUGGGGUACGUACAGCCUGCUAAUCGCCGAGCGAAAUAUCUGUCCUGCGUCCCUUGUGUGCGUGUAUACAGCUUCGUCGCCGGGGUGAUUCUCCGGGAGAGGAUUCCCGCGUUCGAGCGCAUGCUGUGGCGGGCCUGUCGCGGCAACGUCUUCCUCCGACAAGCCGAGAUCGAGACCCCACUCGAGGAUCCAUCCACGGGCGACCAAGUGUUCAAGUCGGUCUUCAUCAUCUUCUUCCAAGGGGACCAGCUCAAAACACGGGUCAAGAAGAUCUGCGAGGGAUUCCGCGCCACCCUGUACCCGUGUCCCGAAGCACCGGCCGACCGGCGUGAGAUGGCCAUGGGCGUGAUGACCCGCAUCGAGGACCUCAAUACCGUGCUCGGCCAGACCCAGGAUCACCGGCACCGGGUACUGGUAGCUGCCGCCAAGAACAUUAAGAACUGGUUCAUCAAAGUGCGCAAAAUCAAGGCCAUCUAUCACACGCUGAAUCUCUUCAAUCUGGACGUCACCCAAAAGUGCCUGAUUGCCGAGUGUUGGGUGCCGGUGCUCGACAUCGAGACCAUACAGCAAGCACUGCGUCGAGGAACCGAGCGCAGCGGUAGCUCCGUGCCACCGAUUCUCAAUCGAAUGGAGACCUUCGAGGACCCGCCCACGUACAACCGUACCAACAAGUUCACCAAAGGCUUCCAGGCGCUGAUCGACGCGUACGGGGUUGCCUCGUACCGCGAGAUGAACCCCGCGCCCUACACCAUCAUCACUUUUCCCUUCCUGUUUGCCGUGAUGUUCGGCGAUUUAGGCCACGGCAUGCUCAUGUUCGCGUUCGCCGCGUGGAUGGUCCUCAAGGAGAAGCCCCUGGCCGCCCAGAAGACGGACAACGAGAUCUGGAACAUCUUCUUCGGUGGGCGCUACAUCAUCUUCCUCAUGGGUCUUUUCUCCAUGUACACGGGCUUGAUCUACAACGACGUGUUCUCCAAGUCGUUGAACUUGUUCGGCAGCCACUGGGAGAUCAGGAAUCUAACGUCUAAGGACGUGCUCGACAACGGUGUCCUGCCGAUAAACCCGACCUGGGACUACGUCGGUCAUCCGUAUCCCUUCGGCAUGGAUCCCAUCUGGCAGUUGGCCGAGAACAAGAUCAUCUUCCUCAACUCGUACAAGAUGAAAAUAUCCAUCAUUUUUGGCAUCAUACACAUGUUGUUCGGUGUCGUCGUCGGUCUCUUCAAUCACCUGUACUUCAAGCGCAGGCUCAACAUCAUUUGCGAAUUCAUUCCGCAAAUCCUGUUCCUCAUUUUCCUCUUCUUCUACAUGACCAUACUCAUGUUCAUCAAGUGGAUCAAGUAUGCAGCACCUCAUCCAAUCAACAAUCCCGACGUAACGACGAGCUCGUUCUGUGCGCCCUCGGUGCUCAUUACUUUCAUCAAUAUGGUGCUGUUCAAGAGUCCAGAGGAAAAAGACACCGAAGGUACGAAAAAGAAUCCCUGCGAUCCUUGGAUGUACGGCGGACAGAACGGACUGCAGAUGCUUCUCGUUCUGGUUGCUCUACUGUGUAUACCUUGGAUGCUGUUUGCCAAGCCUUUCAUGAUGAUGCAGGAGAGAAAGAAGAAACACAUGCAGGUGCGUUGCAAGAUUUUGAAUACUCAUAACACGGAAAAUGGAGACCUUGACGGCUCUGGAGCGGUACAGGCUCAAGGCCAGGUACAGGGUGGACACAAAGAGGAGGAAGAAGACAUGGCCGAGGUGAUGAUUCACCAGGGCAUCCACACUAUCGAAUACGUAUUGGGAAGUGUUUCUCACACUGCCUCGUAUUUGCGUCUCUGGGCUCUGUCUCUUGCUCACGCACAACUGUCAGAGGUAUUGUGGAACAUGGUGUUGAGGAACGGAUUAACUCAAGGAGGUGGGUUAGGAGGUAUCAUCCUUUGGGCUCUGUUUGCUUUCUGGGCAACUAUGACUGUGGCUAUUCUGGUACUCAUGGAGGGACUGUCAGCUUUCCUUCACACUCUCAGGCUUCAUUGGGUUGAGUUCCAAAGCAAAUUCUAUCUUGGUCAAGGUUACAGUUUCACGCCCUUCUCCUUUGAAAUUCUUCUGGAAACAGCACAAGCAACAUCUGAGGCUGCAGAUUAAACUUAAAGAAAUGUAAAUAGGCGUUUUCGUCUUCAAAUUUGACUCUUGGAUGAUGUUCCGAGAAGCAAAUUGUAAUUGAUGUUGAACUUAACAAUGUACUUCUCUCUCUAUUAAGAUUGCUGUUAUGUGUACAUGCUCAAGAACGAAAUCUUAAAACACCGUGUCGAUGGUUGCUGAUUGUAUUUAUUAUUUUGUUUUGUACAUAGUAAACUAUGAUUUGUGUAAUUUUUCUUUUUUUUUUUUUUUUUAU
This is a messenger RNA of Copidosoma floridanum, 3422 nucleotides long. It is a transcript of the gene Vha100-1, whose product is annotated as V-type ATPase subunit a family protein Vha100-1. Gene Ontology annotation, molecular function: ATPase binding; proton-transporting ATPase activity, rotational mechanism. Gene Ontology annotation, cellular component: plasma membrane; vacuolar proton-transporting V-type ATPase, V0 domain; vacuolar proton-transporting V-type ATPase complex. Gene Ontology annotation, biological process: vacuolar acidification; proton transmembrane transport. The record is from RefSeq and is a predicted model, not a curated record. NCBI's taxonomy places the organism in Eukaryota, Metazoa, Arthropoda, Insecta, Hymenoptera, Encyrtidae.